AUGACUAAACUUCAGCUAUCAUUCGAUGAUUGCUGUUCUAAGCAAACAUUAGAUGAUGGUCCAGGGCGAGAAGAAUUGCUAAAGCAGUACAUUCAGCUGCAACUUGAAGUUGACAGAUGGCGAGAGGAAUGCAUUCAGUUACACAGUAUUCUAGCAAAGCAAACUGAAGGUUUGGAGAAUGUUGCUAGUAUCAACUAUGGAAGUCAUGUACACUUAAUAAAUGAGGUUGUGGAGCUAGUACUGGCAUUUGAAGCACAGAAGAAGAUAAACAGGCAGCUGGAAGACGAAUUGCACCAAGAGAAAAAUAAGUGGCAAGCAGAAAGAGAACAACUCCAACAAGGAAAUGAGAAACUCAGAGAGGAGAAUGAUAAUCAGCACAAGCUUUUGCCUCCAAGAUUAACUAAAAGCCCACUAACUCAAACUGAGGCUUUUAUGCAACAUGAAAUUAUAAGAGUGACUUCAGAAAAGCUGGUCCUUCAAGAUAAACUAGAUUUAGCUAAAGAGGAACUUUCACAAUGCAAGAACAGCUUAAAAUUGCAAACUGAAGUGCUGAAGGAUGCUGGGUCAACUAUCUACACCAUCGAAAAAGUUACUAAGAAAGGCCAUGAUGAUAUUGAUAUAAUGGUUUUGUGGCUUUCAAAUACUGUGAGACUUCUGCAUAAUCUGAAACAGUAUAGUGGAGACAAAACAUUCCAAACUGAAAACACAUCACUACAGAAUGAACAGUGUCUACAGAAUUUUGAUCUCACUGAAUACAGAGAAGUUCUUUCAGAUAGAGCUGUAGAAAUCUACCAGAGUCUUGCUGGGCACAUACAAGAAAAGAUACAGCCACUGGUGGUGCCAGCUAUUCUUGAACAUGAAGAAAUAAGUGGCUUGACAAGUCAGAUAGCUAGUGGAAAGAGAGGAAGAGCUGUGUUGUCAUCAUGGGAUUCUGAGCCAUUUUUGGGUGUACAGAAGUCAUUGGAUGCACUCUUGCGGGAACUAAAUUAUAUCUAUAAAAUUAUGGGGAACCAUGGUGUUGACCCAGAACUUACUGUCCAGAUAUUUCGGCAGGUAUUCUACUUCAUCUGUGCCAUUUCAAUGAAUAACCUACUGCUCCGAAAGGAUUUGUGUCAUUGGAGUAAAGGAAUGCAGAUAAGAUAUAAUCUAUCACAUCUUGAACAGUGGUGUCGUGACAUGAGACUACAGUAUACUGAUGUGCCAACCACAUUACAGCCCAUAAUUCAGGCUGCCCACUUGCUACAGGCUCGUAAGCUGGAUGAAGAUGUUCAGCAUGUAUGCAAUAUGUGUGAUAAACUUUCAAUGUUGCAGGCCACAUUGCUGAUGGACACAAAAUUCAUGUUCCCACUAAGAUUUCCUUUCAAUCCAUCAAAAAUCAAGCUUGAAGAUAUAGAAGUACCAGAGGUGUUGAACCUACCAAUGCUAAAGAAAGUUUAA
This is a messenger RNA of Schistocerca serialis cubense, 1437 nucleotides long. Its product is annotated as unconventional myosin-Va-like. Gene Ontology annotation, molecular function: GTPase binding. The transcript is spliced from 9 exons. The record is from RefSeq and is a predicted model, not a curated record. Lineage: Eukaryota; Metazoa; Arthropoda; Insecta; Orthoptera; Acrididae. The coding region runs from base 1 to 1437 and encodes 478 amino acids.